GUAUAUGACGUAUUGUAGGCGAUAAUUAUCUUAUUAACGUCUGUGUAGUCAGAUCUCGGAAAAAGCCUCAUGCCGAAUGUGUGCUAGGAUUCAAUUAAGUUUUUCUAAAAAGGUUUUUCACAACGCGUAGAAGCUUUGCUACGGAUGAGUAUGUGAGUAAGAUGAAAACGUGUGUUCUGAAUCGCGUAUGAAUCGCUACAUAUCUAUCUAGGGAACUUCGUUAAUGUCAAAAUAAAAAUAAUAUAAUUCUAUAGUGAAAGAUAGAUGAUGUCCAUUGGAGAUAGGUAUGAAGCUAAUUAAGUUAGUGAUCUUCUUUUGAGCAACUGAUAAAUGCCAUUACGAUCAUCAUAAUCAUAUAGUAAUAAUAAUAAUAAGGCAUCAACAUUGUACCUACUACGCUAGUAGCGUCUUUGUGCUUUUAAACUCUACCAAAGAUUCCAUUAAGAACAAUUGGUGUAGAGGAUUUGAACCAACUGACGUUGUCCACGUUUUCAAGACAGUGUUAUCCUUACAUGCUAAUUUUUUUUACUACAUAAUUUAGAUUCACUGAAAAGUCAAAGGUAGCGUUACGCAAUGCGCACCAUCAGUAUAUGAACUGCUGAGAAAUACAAUACAUGCAAAGAUGAAAUAUCGCCGGAGCAUCAGAUAUCAACAAGAGAACCAAUGUAAAUCAAUAGUUCAUUAUACAAAGGAGAAUGGCGCUUGACUGAAAGUAAAAUGCGGUCUAGACAUGGUCAGCUGAAAUUUCCGAGCUGGCAGUAAAGAAGACUCAUUUAUCCGCUUAGUGAAACAGGCAUAUUGAAAACGCUCGUUGAAAUGCGCGUGUCAUAGGUUUAUUACUGCCUUUUCGUGUCAUAUUAUGUGUUGGUUAUCAAAAAAGCUAAGAGGCAGGUAAUUGCUUUGAAAUGCACAAAGACCUAGCGAAUUACCAGUCUAACUUUAAAUGUUUCAGUAACUGUCCACUUUAGUUCAAAACAUGAUAAAAAGCAAGUACAUAAAGCCAUCGGUCUCUACGCCCCGUAGCGGACUUAACUACAACGUACAGUGCGUUUAAUGUUGUAAAUGGCCCAAGUAAACAAAUCUUCUGUCCAAUGGUAUUUCCACUGUAUGAGAUGCGGGAACGGAGUAACCAGUGACAUUAAGCAUACAUCUUACUUUAUUACGGACUGCCAACACAUGAUCUGCAAAGGCUGCCUUCCUACAAAUGACCAAAUCUGCUGUGUCUGUAAGAAUGAAUGCAAAAUUAAAUUCGUCGACGAUCCUGCAAUCGUCCCGUUAUUUGCCGACUUAAAUAAAGGUCGAAAACUUCUUGCAAAGGUGGCGAUGUUCCGGGAGACCCACGAUAAAGCGGUGUGUCACUUAUUAAAGAACCAAAUUAAUGAACUUAAGGCCGAAUCGGCACGUGCCCAGCGUUCUGCUCAGCGCUUGCAGCAUGAAUACGAGUCCCGUCGUGCACAAGCGUAUGGUCUAAAGUCUCCCAGUCCUGCACCCAUAUUACCGUCUCAGCUUUCUACGAACUUCGGGUAUCUGUGGUCUAACGAUGGCAGCCCGCAUGUGCAAGGUCAGGUUUUGUACAAGAGGCAAUUUUAUACUGUAAAUCAACAUCAGGAUCCGGGAAACCGUCAAACUUGGGUGCCAUACGACGAGGCUGCCAGUAAAGAACAGCAAACUAGAUACAGUAAAAAAACCAAGAACGAAAUAAAUAGAGAAUAUUCUAGAAAAUUUUCUACGGACAGGAAAAACGAUCUUGAAAAUAGAAGUAAAGCGAAGGUCUAUAUUUUUGCGAGCAAUGGAUAUCCUAGAUCGGAUCGCCAGGAAAUUAUUCGAAAUCAAAAAAAUUGACUCUUGUGAAGGCAACGGUGAAGGUACGGUGCCGCCUUCCGGAAACAGGAGGAACCAGUUAAAUAGCUAACAUAACAAAGUGAUCUACUCUGGGAACACUAAGGAUCGUAGCACACCGUUUAACGAACAGACGAGAGAUCCCGACGGUCCCGACGAACGAACGAAUGGAUAAUCUUAAAAGGUAUCACAACGAAAACCGACAUGACCAGGAGGUGUGCCUCGAUAGGAACAAAACUGGCCAUACAAUGUAUGCCUUCAAGGGUAGCGGCUAUAACGGGGCAAAUUAUUAAACCAAAAGGGAAUAUGAGAUGUAUUUCAGAAGCAAGUGAGAAGGUCGUGGGAUAGCCUACUAGAAGAACACAGGGGACCGUGGGUAGACAGUAGAGGAGAGUUUAGGAUCUAUCUCAGUGAAGACAACUAAUGUUGUAGAAGAUACGAUCACAGAACCAUAGAACAUUGUGCAGCGAAUUGUAAGCGACAAGACCCACAGACAUCGUUUCAAAAUCGGUAUUCACCUAUCUUUCAAUAUUGCAAAAGUCACCAGUAACCAUAUUUAUAAGGAAAAUAAUGGAAACAAAUUUGAGGGAUGUGAGAACGCUGCACAAAGCAGAGACACUAAUGAAUAAAUGGCGCAAUAAACAUUAGUUUCAAUAACAUAAAAGUGUUCUGGGUAGAUGGUUACAUGCGUAUGUUAAAAUUUGUUGUACGAAUGUUAAAAUAGAACGAUUUGCAAGGGCUGUGUAUCAAGCACAUAAACUAUACGCACUGGCAUAUAGAUGUAGCGAUAGUGGCCAA
Molecule: messenger RNA, 2637 nt
Organism: Varroa destructor (honeybee mite)
Lineage: Eukaryota; Metazoa; Arthropoda; Arachnida; Mesostigmata; Varroidae
Source: RefSeq, a predicted model, not a curated record